Molecule: messenger RNA, 975 nt
Organism: Nanorana parkeri
Lineage: Eukaryota; Metazoa; Chordata; Amphibia; Anura; Dicroglossidae
Gene: TNFAIP8L2
Product: TNF alpha induced protein 8 like 2
Exons: 2
Coding region: 72-632 (186 amino acids)
Biological process (GO): regulation of apoptotic process; negative regulation of inflammatory response; negative regulation of T cell activation
Cellular component (GO): cytoplasm
Source: RefSeq, a predicted model, not a curated record
AUGACGCGUGCGGACAGCGAUAGGCGUUCCCAUCGAGAGCGAUGAGACGCAGGUAUUGAUAUCAGGAGGCCAUGGAGACGUUCAGUUCCAAAGACCUCGCCCUCCAGGCGCAAAAGAAGAUCCUGAGUCGCAUGGCCAGCAAGACGAUGGCCAACAUGUUCAUCGACGAGACCAGCAGCGAGGUCCUGGAUGAGCUGUACCGCGUCUCGAAGGAGCACACCAAAAACAAAGCCGAGUCCCAGAAGGUCAUCAAGAACCUGAUCAAGAUCGCCGUGAAGAUCGGCGUCCUGUACCGCCACAACCGCUUCACCCCCGAGGAACUGAUGCUGGCCGAGGACUUCAAGAACAAGCUGCACAACGGGGCCAUGACGGCCAUCAGCUUCUACGAGGUGGACUUUACGUACGAGAAGGACGUGUUGCCGGAGAUCCUCAUGGGAUGUAAGAACUUGCUCCUCCGCCUCGUCGACAAACACUUGACCCCCAAAUCCCACGGGCGCAUCCAACACGUCUUCAACCACUUCGCCAACAGGGAGAUGCUCGGCCAGCUCUACGACCCCCAGGGGUCCAUGAGGCCCCACUUGCAGAAGAUCUGCAAUGGAAUGAACAAACUGAUCGACGAGGGCAAAUUGUGAUGGACAAUAUGUUUCCCAUUCCACGACGGACAUAUUCCAGGUUGGCUGGAAUGCCCAGAUCCUUGAUUUUGGUUAACUGAAUAAGGUGCCCAGUUUUGGGGAACAAGGAGGUUCUGGUAAAUCGGGAACCACCGGGGUAAUGUUUUUUUAGUUCCUUUUGCACAGGCCUUCUUAAAAAGACCAAAAAUGGGAAUACCACCUUUGGAAAACCAAAAAGGGAGAUGUCUCGGUUCCUACCUUCUGGACAAAAACGGGGAACACCACCUUUCAAAAACCAAAAAGGAGAUGCCUCCUUUCCUACUUUUUGGACCAAAAAGGAGAAGCCACCUCUGGAGAACUAAAA